This is a messenger RNA of Closterium sp. Naga37s-1, 2186 nucleotides long. The record is from the annotation of a GenBank genome assembly. NCBI's taxonomy places the organism in Eukaryota, Viridiplantae, Streptophyta, Zygnematophyceae, Desmidiales, Closteriaceae.
AACAAGGGCGGUGGCAUGGCAGCAUGGCCACACGCACUCCUAACCCUUAUGCUGCCAUCCCUCCUGCCAUUUCAACAAGGACGGGGGCAUGGCCACAUAUGAGAACACACGCUCCUACCCCUGGCUGGAGCCUACUGCACGCACGCAGCUCACUGAGACAUGUCCGAACCUUAGUGUUCUUCUUCUUCCCCCUUCCUACCCCAUUUGUCUGGAUCCUGAAUCCAUCUGAGACGUUUGGGAACAUCAUCAUCGACUACUCCUACGUGGAGUGCACGUCAGCAUCCAUCCAGGCCCUCACAGCGUUCACAAGAGCGCACCCGGAGUACCGUGCAGAUGACAUCGAGCAGGCCAUCUGGAAGGCGCGGGGCUUUUUGGUGGACAUUCAGAGGGACGACGGGUCGUGGUACGGCAGCUGGGGCGUGUGCUUCACGUACGGCACGUGGUUCGGGAUCUCAGGGCUGGUGGCCGCGGGGGCGCGCUACGAGACGUCGAAUGCCGUCCGCAAGGCCGUGCGCUUCCUGUUGGACAAGCAGCUACCGGCAGGGGGGUGGGGGGAGAGCUACCUGUCCAGCCAAGACAAGAAAUACGUCAACCUGCCAGGCGACCGCCCUCACCUGAUGAACACCGCGUGGGCCAUGCUGGCUCUCAUGGAAGCCGAGCAGCAUCUGCGCGACCCCCGGCCUCUGCACGCUGCAGCACGGGUGCUGGUGAACGGACAGAUGGAGAAUGGGGACUUUCCUCAGGAGGACAUCAUCGGGGUGUUCAACGGCAACUGCAUGAUAAGCUACUCCGCUUAUCGCAACAUCUUCCCCAUCUGGGCUCUUGGCGUGACCCCAGAGCGAGCGGCAGACGGAGGGGCAGCUGGGGGGGGCAGCACCACCCGAGGGAGCCUUGCAUCCAGGGGGACAGCAGGGGGUGAGAGCGGCACUCCAAAGCGAGCAGCAGUUUGGGGAACAGCCGGGAGGGGUAGGCGUGCCACAGGGCGCGCGACAAUCAGGGGGGCAGCCCGGGGUGAUAGCAGCACCCCAGGGCGUGCAGCAGGCAGCGGGACAGCCGGGGGUGAUAGCAACACCCCAGGGCGUGCAGCGGCCUGGGGGAGGGCCGGGGGUGAUAGCAGCAUCCCAGGGCGUGCAGCAGACAGGGGGACGACCGGGGGUACUAGCAGCACCCCAGGGCGUGCAGCAGGCAGGGGGGCAGCCCGGGGUGAUAGCAAUACCCCAGGACGUGCAGUAGGCAGGGGGGCAGCCGGGAGUGCCAGGAUCACCCCAGCGCGUGCAUCAUCCAGGGGGGCAGGUGGGGAUGAUAUCAGCACCACAGGCCUCACAACGGCUAGGAGUUCAGUUGGGGGUGACAGCAGCACCCCAGGACAUUCAUCAGUCGGGGGGGCAGCUGGGGGCGGGCACUGCAUCCCAUGGCGGGCAGCAGACGCUGGGGUGGCAGGGAGAGGUCACAUCACCUCAGGCUGCGCAGCAGCCAGGGUGGCAGCCGGGGGUCACUACUCCACCCUGCGGCGUGCAAAGGGGGCAGCCGGGGGAGGUAGCAACACCCAGGGCCAGGCGGCAGACGAGGGGGCGGGUGCACAGCAGCGAGGAGGGUUGCCGGGGGUGAUAGUAGGGGACUAUGAUAUGCAGCAGCUGGAAGGGCAGCCAGGGGUGGCCGCAGCAGACCAGGUCGUGCAGUGGCAAGGAGGAGGGUGUGAGCAGGGUACCGAAUCCCCGCGGCAAUUGGUGACGUUCGACACCCCCAUGGCGGCAGUAGAGGUGGCAGUGGCAUCGGAUGAGGGACACCAUGAGCUGCCUCCUCCGCUUCCCCGCUACCCAUGCGACGUGUGCUUUCACACAUUUGCUACUCGAGGGGCGGCUGCGAGCCACAUGACAGUGUGUCGAGCGGCUGAGGCGGAGAGGCGUGCAUAUGCACUUGGCUUAAUUCCUUCCCUCGCAAAAGAUGGCACACAGGAGAGACCGACAUUGAGGGAAAUCCAGGACGGGGUAUGGGCGGUGGUUUCGUCAUGGGAUUGGGAAGCAUUUUUCUGUGUGGAGGUGGUAGGGGGGAAGACGGUGUGUCGGAUCCCUCAGCGUGCCCAGCUGGGGGUCCUCGAUGCACUGCCUGCCGACCAAACCGGGGAUGGGUCAGAGGGCAUUGAUUAUGGAGCGUUUGACGGCGUUCUGGGAGGGGAGAUGGCGUGA